Messenger RNA from Tarenaya hassleriana, 893 nucleotides. RefSeq names its product protein LURP-one-related 6-like. The record is from RefSeq and is a predicted model, not a curated record. Lineage: Eukaryota; Viridiplantae; Streptophyta; Magnoliopsida; Brassicales; Cleomaceae. The coding region runs from base 96 to 752 and encodes 218 amino acids. The transcript is spliced from 3 exons.
GCGAACAAUACUUCCAUUUUGUUCUACAGUAUAAAAAAAAAUACUUUGACAACUAAAAGAUAUAUACAAACACACACACCUUUUGGGUUUAUUAUAUGGAAACGAAGUACAAUAAUUUCAAGAAGAGUAGUAGUGGCAAAAUGGUAAUAAUGAAGCCUGUAGUGAGUAAGUUGUAUUGCUCGGCGGCGGAGGCGGGGAUGCUGGUACGGCGGCGGCCGCAUGCAGUCAACGGCGGAGGAUUUGUAGUCACCGACUGUAAACAAAACGUCGUAUUCAGAAUCGAUGGCUGCGGAGUUCUCGGUGCGAGAGGAGAGUUGGUUCUAAGAGACGGCGAUGGAGAUGAGUUGCUUCUCAUUCAGAGAAAGGGAGGGAUAGUGCAGGCUCUGAGCAUUCAUAACAAAUGGAGAGGCUAUUCCUACAACUUCCAAGGCUACCAAAAACCGGUUUUCACUUUGAGAGAUCCCAAAACCUCUUGCUUCCCCAAAACUGGUUCAAUCCGGAUCUCGAUUGAGCCCUGUUCAACCGACAACUGCUUCUUCGAGAUCCGAGGCUAUUUCCCCGACCGAUCUUGCAGCAUCAUCGAUUCCGCUGGGAACACCAUCGCUCAGAUUGGAGUUUCUGAGGAAGUAAAAGAACUGAAGGCGAGUGGAGAUUUUUACCACGUCAUUAUCAAACCGGGGGUUGAUAAAGCUUUCAUUUUCGGAGUCAUUGCGGUUCUUGAUUAUAUCUAUGGUGAAUCUACCAGGUGCUAACCGGGGUUAACCGGUUUCCGGUGCAUGAGUAAAGGACUCGCACCACGUUGUUUGUAGUGUUCAGUUGUAAUGAUUUGCAAGUUACUGUACUAUUGUAUUUGUGUUACGAUUUGGUAUGUUAUAUAUUUUGGGAAAACGGAA